AUGUCCAUUAUCUCCCUGUGGCGAGCGUUGUCGAAUUGCAUUGCUGUCCGAGCAAAUUUGAUGUGUCGCAUGCCAAAUAUGAACUCGAUAUGUCUUAUGUGUAACCAAGAGGAAGAAACUGCUGUACAUCUCCUUACAAAUUGUCCUACAGCUAAACAGGAAUCUUAUUAUAUGGUUUCAGUUACAGUUUCAGUUCCUAUUAUUGGUAGUGUAGUUAUUGUUGAUGUUUGGUAUGAAUCAAAAUUUAGUCUUCGAUCCAAUCUGUUGCCUCAAAACUCGCUAGUUGACUGGUGGAAUGCCUUAACGAGCGACUUAAUACAGUUGGGAAGAACUAGAGAAGAUGUUGCUUCUUGUGCUUUUAUCCUCUGGAAUAUAUGGAAAGCACGUAAUGAUGUGGUCUUCAAUCAAAAUCACUUACUGGCAUCAGAAAUUGUUGAUAAGGCAUACAACCAACAACGAGAAUAUACAAAUGCUUUAAAGAAGAGACAUAAUUUAGAUGCUAUGCCAAGUAGUGUUACAACGGCGCGGACUAUUCUAUCUUUGUGGUUACCUCCGCCAACAGGUUUUCAUAAAGUUAAUUUUGAUGGUGCUAUUGACAUGAAUUCCAAGAUAGGUGCGAUUGGUUUUGUAGUCAGUGAUUGUGCAGGUAACAUUAUAUUGGCUGGUGCUAGACGUUUUCCUGGCAUAGUGGUACCGAUUACAAUAGAGGCAUUGGCGCUUCGGACAUCAAUGGAGGAGGUGUUACUACCAGGAUAUAAAGACAUAAUCUGUGAGGGAGACUGUCAGAUUCUGAUAAAUGCUGUUAAUUCCUCCUCUAGUGAUGACAGAGAUGCCGGGGUUGUUCUUGAAGAUAUUCUUAGUCUAAUUUUCCAUUUUUCGGAAAUUAGAUUUUCAUAUGUAAACCGGGAAAACAAUUGGGUAGCCCACAUGGUGGCUAGAAAAGCCCUUGUCGAUGACUGCUUCUGCAGUACUCAUCAUUCUGUUACGAAUUGGCUCACUCAAAUGUGUUGA
Messenger RNA from Mercurialis annua (annual mercury), 1011 nucleotides. RefSeq lists its product as uncharacterized. The transcript is spliced from 3 exons. The coding region runs from base 1 to 1011 and encodes 336 amino acids. The record is from RefSeq and is a predicted model, not a curated record. Gene Ontology annotation, molecular function: RNA-DNA hybrid ribonuclease activity; nucleic acid binding. NCBI's taxonomy places the organism in Eukaryota, Viridiplantae, Streptophyta, Magnoliopsida, Malpighiales, Euphorbiaceae.